Morus notabilis is the source of this 941-nucleotide messenger RNA. RefSeq names its product 50S ribosomal protein L19-2, chloroplastic. NCBI's taxonomy places the organism in Eukaryota, Viridiplantae, Streptophyta, Magnoliopsida, Rosales, Moraceae. The coding region runs from base 122 to 817 and encodes 231 amino acids. Gene Ontology annotation, cellular component: ribosome. Gene Ontology annotation, molecular function: structural constituent of ribosome. Gene Ontology annotation, biological process: translation. The record is from RefSeq and is a predicted model, not a curated record. The transcript is spliced from 5 exons.
UCUGGUGAAGACUCUCACAAACUACACAUCCAACAAUUUCCAUAGCACAGUCAUGAUCUCCGCUCAGUGAACCACCCCUUCAUUUCUCAGCAUUUUUUCUCCCAAAUUUCUCCCCAAAAUCAUGGGCUCCAAAGUUCUUCCUCAGGCACUGAUAACGAUCCCGAGAAACCCAAACCAAUGCCCGAUCAAGAGGCUAGGGUUUUACUCCGUUAUUUCUCGUCGCUCUUCUCCGAUGAAGUCCGCCGGGGUCUCGACGAGCUUCGGUGGCUCCAAUUUCGGCCCCUUGUUUGCGAAGCGGGAUUUUGCGGUGCGAGCGGAGUCGAACGCCGAAGGCGAAGCGGUGGAAGCCGAGGAGAAUGCCGAAGAGAAUGUUGGAGAAGGUUCGGAAGUGGUUGCGGGGACGGAAGGUGAAGGAGAAGCGGUUUCGGAGUCCGAGGAAGCGAAGCCGCCGAGAAAGCCUAGGGUUAAGCUUGGAGAUAUAAUGGGGAUUUUAAAUAAGAGGGCAGUUGAAGCAUCAGAGAACGAAAGGCCAAUUCCAGACAUUAGAACCGGAGACAUUGUGGAAAUCAAAUUGGAAGUUCCCGAAAAUAGGCGUAGGUUGUCUGUCUAUAAAGGUAUCGUCAUCUCAAGGCAAAAUGCCGGCAUUCACACAACAAUUCGUAUUAGGAGAAUUAUUGCUGGCAUAGGAGUCGAGAUUGUAUUCCCGCUGUACUCACCAAAUAUUAAAGAGAUAAAAGUAGUUAAUCACAGGAAAGUCAGGAGAGCGAGAUUGUAUUAUCUGAGGGACAAACUUCCCAGGCUAUCCACUUUCAAGUGAAAAUGCUGAUGCAGCUGCUCUCUGGUGUUUUUACUUUCAAACUUGUUCCCUGAAUCUUGGGAUAUUUUGAGAACAUGUCUUUUUUUUUUUUUGUCCAUUUUUGGUAAAUGUAUCAUUUCUCUCU